Molecule: messenger RNA, 2352 nt
Organism: Larimichthys crocea (large yellow croaker)
Lineage: Eukaryota; Metazoa; Chordata; Actinopteri; Sciaenidae
Product: E3 ubiquitin-protein ligase TRIM50
Exons: 11
Coding region: 560-2122 (520 amino acids)
Molecular function (GO): zinc ion binding; protein binding
Source: RefSeq, a predicted model, not a curated record
GUUCCUUCGUUUUUUUGCCUCGAUUGAGUGAUUUUUUUUUUUUGUUUGUUUUGUAAAUUUCUUAGUAUAGCCAUUUGUUUCUUAGUGCUUAGUAUAGUUGUUUUUUUCAGCCUCCCAGGAGAGAUUUUCAGUUAAUGUUUUGCAGCCUUUUGAUUUUCCUCGUUGUGAGUGAUUUUGAUUUUGAAAAUUUUUAUAAAGCAGUUGUGAGUUUUUUUCCUCCUUUUGCAGUGAUUUUUUUUUGUUUUCCCUAGUUUAGGCCUGUUUUCAUAGCCUGCCAUAGCCUCACUCUGUCGAGGGUUUUUGUUAACUCAGUAAAUAAGCUCAUUGACACCUCUGCGCCUGAGUCCUGUUUGAGUCCGGCCUGACACAUUUCAGCUGUGUUAAUGCAUAUGGAAUGAACAUUUCUAAGGGGGCAUCCAUCUAUACCUUCAAAAGCCUCCUGAAGACCGCCAGCUCUUCAUAGAGGACCUCCUCUCCAACACUACCAACAACUGGACACGAUACAUCUAUCCUGCCUCUUUUUUUCUAAGUUGUUUUAGAGAGUGAGAGUGCCAGCUAAAUGACUGAAUGUGUUCUCGUCCUUGCACUGCUGGUAUCAGUGGUUCUGGUCCUGGUAGUGCUGGUCCCACUCUUGGGGAUUAUUUUGGACAUGGAACGUCGUCAGAGUCUGGAGGAGCAGCUCAGGUGUCCCGUCUGUCUGGAUGUCUUCACUGAACCACUGAUGCUACAGUGUGGACACUCCUACUGCAAGUGUUGUGUGCACUCCAUGACGAUGGACCUGCUCGGUCAGCUUCAGUGUCCUGUGUGUCGUUGUUCCGUUGAUGGAGACAGUCCUCCUCCCAACGUCAGUUUAGCUCGAAUCAUUGAGGCUCUGCAGGAAGUGAGUGUCUCAGGUGGAGCUCAGCCAGAGUCCUGUCCUCAGCAUCACAAUCCACUCAGCCUUUACUGUGAGGACGAACAAAUGGUGAUCUGUGGCCUCUGCGGAAGCAUUGGUCCUCACCGUGGACACAAAAUUACACCUGUGAGCUCCGUCUACAGCCACAUGAAGGAGGACAUUUCCUGUCUGAUGACUGAGUUCCAGCACCAGAAACGUAAACUCGAUGAUCAGAUCUGUAAAAUGGCAUACAACAAAUCCAGGAUCACUAAUGAGUCUGAUGUCCUGAAGUGGGUGGUGAGGAAGGAGUUUGGUGACCUGAGGCGCUGCCUGGAGGUGGAGGAGGCAGGGUUCAUGCAGCAGGUGGAGACCUCAGCUGCUGUCCUCAUUUCAUCCCUCCAGAGCCAGACAGACCAAUUAAACCAGAACCUGAACCGGCUGCAGGAGGCCCAGAAUACUCUGCAGGACCUGAGCAAUGAGGGACACCUGGCCUUCAUCAUGAAAUAUGGAUCAAUCGCUCCGAGGUUCAGGGAGGUCCAGGUCCUUCAGAGAAAACAGGAAAGAAUUUUCAGUUCUCUGAACUUCAAACCAGGUUUCAACCACAACGACAUCAAACUGACUGUGUGGAAAAGAUUACACCGAAAAGUCCUACCAGCCCCAGAGCCAUUGAAGCUAGACUCUCAAACUGCUCACCCAAUGUUGGAGCUCCUUAAUGGGGAUACCGUUGUGGUGUGCGGAGCUCUCCUCCGGAGGCUUCCUGAUAAUCCAGAGAGGUUCAGUUAUAGUUACUGUAUCCUCGCUGACCGUGGCUUUUCCUCUGGUAAACACUACUGGGAGGUGGAGGUGGGUCACAAACCUAAAUGGCGUCUUGGGUUGAUCAAAGGAACAACCAAUCGUAAGGCAAAGCUGGUAAAAAAUCCAGAGAGUGGAGUGUGGUUGAUCGGACUGAAGGACGGAGUUUAUGAGGCCUUCACUUCACCCAGAGUGGUCCUGCCAGUACUGUGUCCUCCACGCCGGGUGGGACUCUUCUUGGACUACGAGGGCAAAGUGCUGACCUUCUAUAACACUGAUAGUUCUGAUGAGCUGAUUGUCAUCUACAGCUUCAGAGUGGAAGUCCAGGGUAAAGUCUACCCCCUGCUGGAUGUCUGCUGGCAUGACCGAGGAGACAACAAACAACCCCUGAUCCUCUGCCAGCCUCACAGGGAGCACCUCCCCACCUUACCACAGCCCCAGAAACAUGACAAGUGAACAACAGUCCUCCUUUAUUAAACUCAAUGUUUUCCUGGUUCGUAUCUUUGAUUUAUAAGAAAUACUUUAAUCAUUGGUGUCUUCGGCUACAUUUGCACCCUGGGCGAACAACGUGGGGGGGGGGGGGGGGGGGCUUACACUUUUGCCUAUAGAAAACUGGCGCUCACACGCCGCCUAGGCGCCUGGGAUCAGUCUAUCCACCGCGCCCCUCCACCUUCCAACCAGUUCUC